CGUACCCUGCGGUGAACCGGUUGCGCGCACGCUUCACUCCGCACACUUGCCACACGUCAUCUACGGCAUCACAGAGUAGUUUGCGAUUUAGAGUGCUCUCGCAUAAUGAUAAACAGCACUUUUAAUCAGCGUGAUAACGUGGGCUUGGAUCGAGGAGAGAUGAGCAUCGACGAAUCCCUCAUCGAGAAGGAAACUCCACCUGACUACGUGACCCAACGGAAGAUGAAGCCGAAAUCUGUGGCUGGUUACGACGAGUCCCUCAUUGAAAAAGAAUCACCACUUGACUGUGGGGCUAAUAAGUUAAACCCGUGGUUGGCUUUUGCUCAUGACAUUCGUCAGGAUAUGCAGUUGUUUCAGAGCAAGAUUAUUGAGACCAUGGAGGGCUGGUUUACCAAGUACGAGGAAAAGUUUUCGAAAUUUUGUUGUGACCUUGAUGAUGUCAAAAAAUCUAUGCAGCACAUGAGUGAUCAAUACGACAUACUACAUAAAAAAUCCGAAGAAGCACUGCAACGUGUUAACGCCUUAGAAGGGAAAAUAAAACCUCAAGAUCUUCGUAUUUCACAAUUGGAAUCAAAAAUUGACCAAAUGGAGCAACACAGUCGUAUGUGCAAUGUUGAGAUCAGCAACAUGCCUGAAAAGCGAGGCGAGAACCUAAUGACAGUAUUGGAGAAAAUUGGCACGCUUUUGAAAAAUCCAAUAUCGGCACAAGAUAUAGUGGCUGUACAUCGUGUCCCCCGAGCAGACCCUCGGGGUUCAAGGCCAAAAAAUAUAAUUGUGAAGUUUACAAACAGAGUGCUGCGUGACAACUUUAUAGCCGCCGCACGACUAGCAAAAGGCAUCAAAACUGAUCAAAUAAAUGUAAAUGGACCAGUACAAAACAUCUACAUAAAUGAACAUCUGACGCUGAAAAAUAAGGAAUUGUUUCGUGAGGCACGAGAAGCGGGGAAAAGGUGUGGUUACAGGUUUAUGUGGAUUAAACAUGGAAAUAUACUCGUCCGUGCGAACGACACAUCGCCGGUUGUCGCUAUUCGGAACAGGGAUGAUCUGUCCAGGAUUAAGCCACAGCAUAAUGGCUAGUUUCUUCAUUUUGCUGCUCAUUGGUGUUGUAAUUCAGUGUCUAGUGCUCAAGGAACAAACCUACCUAUAUAAUAUUAUCGCGUUGUGCUGCGCUGUCUGUGUCUUGCAUUGCUCUGUGCAAACUUGUUUACGAUCUUGUGAAUCUAUAGUGUUUUGUGCCUGCUCAAAUUGUACUCGCAUUGCAUCGAAUUUGCAGGCCUGGAUGUUUAUUAUGUAUUAUUGCUUUCACGGCUAUGAUUGUGUACCAAAAUCUACCUAUACUUAUUAUCAAUUGGCAGUGUUUGAGGGUGUAUCUUGUAUGAUAAUCAGCAAUUGUAGUUGUUACCUAUACGGCAAUCACCGGUUAAAUAUUCGGCUGAGAUCGUUAUUGGAUGGUAAUAGAAUACGUGUAAUACUUUUAAUUGCCCCAAAUACAAAGGUAAGUUAUAUUAAUCCAUAUUAUGGCUUAAAAUUGAUAGUGUUAUUCAGUGAAUCUGUUGUCGUUUGCUCCACGAACAGUCAUGAUUUAUUUUUU
Molecule: messenger RNA, 1591 nt
Organism: Ostrinia furnacalis (Asian corn borer)
Lineage: Eukaryota; Metazoa; Arthropoda; Insecta; Lepidoptera; Crambidae
Exons: 1
Coding region: 106-1077 (323 amino acids)
Source: RefSeq, a predicted model, not a curated record